Messenger RNA from Aspergillus steynii IBT 23096, 1654 nucleotides. RefSeq lists its product as uncharacterized. NCBI's taxonomy places the organism in Eukaryota, Fungi, Ascomycota, Eurotiomycetes, Eurotiales, Aspergillaceae. The coding region runs from base 428 to 1654 and encodes 408 amino acids. Gene Ontology annotation, cellular component: mitochondrion. The transcript is spliced from 5 exons. The record is from RefSeq and is a predicted model, not a curated record.
CCGACAAGCAUGGCAAUCAGAUCUGGCAAAGCUUUCUUUCCCCGUCUUUUAAGUCCUUCCCAGCGUUUGACUAGGCUUACACGCCGACCAAUUUCUACCUCUACGCCUAGAAACCAAACUCUAAAUGCAAGAAACUUCGAUUGUGAGCCGGAAGACCUAUUUAGAUACUCAACUCAGAGGUGGCUCUGGAAUGAGUCCCAGCAGCUACAGAGCAGAUACAUUUCAUUCAACCUGGAUGGUUUGGUUGAGGUCGCCGUGGAAGCUGCUGGUGGCGAUGCAGUCUGCAGUCGAUUCUCCAAAUUACCGGAAGGCAACUUCAACAAGACCUUCCUUGUCUCUAUGAAGGAUAGACGAGAACUGAUCGUCAAAAUUCCGAAUCUGCAACGCGGGGCCGAGUCAUUAUACAACUGCCUCAGAAGUAGCAAUCAUGCAAUACACGAGGGAAAAUCUCAAGCUUCCCGUGCCAAAGGUUCUCGCUUAUUGUUCCCGCGCUGGGAGCAGCAAGUUGGGCUCUGAGUAUGUGAUUAUGGAAAAAGCCGAAGGUAUUGAGCUUGGUCGGAUAUGGGACGAUCUUAAAUCCCGCGACAAACUAUCUAUAGCCAAAGAAAUCAGAUCUAUCACCUGCACUUUAUCCCGGGUGAAGUUUCAUUGUUACGGCGCUCUAUACCGCCGCGUUGACAUCUCCGAGACGGAAAGUAUCAAGAUUGACGACACCUUUGCAAUUGAACCGACAACUGGAAGAGCCUGGUUUGACGAUAAAAGAGAAGAGAUUGAUAUCUAUCGAGGCCCGUGGGCGAACAUAAAAGAGACGAUUAAUGCGCUGGCUCAACGAGAGCUGGCCUAUUUGAAACAAUUCUCAACAUUCCCUCGAGACUGUCAACAGUGUAUUUUCAAUGGGCCUGGCGGCUACCAUCCAACGAAGGAGGCAAAACUAGCCGUUCUACAGGACUUUCUCAAAGUCUAUCAACAUGUCUUACCACACGAGGAUUCACUCAAUGCUGCUAUCCCCGUUUAUCCCAUGUUUCUUGUCACCCACCACCCAUCUCUGAUCGACUAUGACAGACCAAAACCGGAACGAUUUGUGCAACCAGAGCUCCCUGAAGAUAUUCAGAACAUGAAUUCUCAAGAUAAAAAAGGUGCAAAAGAGUUGUUUCUGGCCCAGACACUCUGGCUUUUGUACGAGACCCAGGUUUACAAAGAAGCUCACGAUUUGACCCGCGCAUUCCAAUAUCGAGAGACGCUACAAGCCGAGAUCUUAGGCCUGAUCGGGUCAAUCUUUGAUGACGGAGAACCGCACGUGCAACAGCUUCUCGCUGCUGCCACAGAACCAGAUGCGUGGAAAAAGCUAGUUGAGGAAGAUGGUGAUGGAAACCCAAUCGUCGGCUGUCCGAUACAAUAUAGUCCCCGUGACAUAGAGAGACAAACCGAGGAGUAUACGAAAUGGCAACGGGACGUGGAGAGGAAAGCAAAGGUGCUUGAGGAAAUUGGAGUCUACAGCGGGUGGAACGGAGCCGUUUCGCCGGGAGACUAUGAUGAAGUUGUGAGGCGCCUGGAUCGUGCCAAGAAGAGGUUUUUAGAUCGCGAAUCAAGAAACCCUGAGGAACGAGUAUUAUGGGAAAAAGCGUGGCCCUUUGAGGAUAAAGAAAGCUCAUAG